This is a messenger RNA of Medicago truncatula (barrel medic), 834 nucleotides long. RefSeq lists its product as uncharacterized. The coding region runs from base 1 to 834 and encodes 277 amino acids. The record is from RefSeq and is a predicted model, not a curated record. NCBI's taxonomy places the organism in Eukaryota, Viridiplantae, Streptophyta, Magnoliopsida, Fabales, Fabaceae. The transcript has 5 exons.
AUGAGUCUCGUCUCUCCCAGGUAUCUUCAUCUCUGGAAGGAUCUACAAGCCUUCGAUUUCUACUUUGACCGCUCAAUUCCGUUUGAAAAGGCUUCAUUAUUCGUUAACUCUGUUCUCUCCCUCCGCAAAUCCCGUGACAUUCAAAAGUUCCAUCUCACUCUCACAUUUGAUCGAUACAAAUCCUUCGAUAUUAAGAAGUUUCAAGCUAAAUGUGUUGAAAUUUGGAUCCUUGCUGCAAUUGGACCCCACCUUCAAGAACUCAUUCUCUCAAUUUCCAGUUAUUCAUUUUUUGAUGUCUUUUCCCUGACUGAAAGUGAAUUUGUCGACCCUAUUCUCAACCUCAUCAGAGAUGACAACAAUGAUGUAUAUCUACUUUCACGUCAUUUGACAUCAAAGUGGCCAAUUCAUGCCCCUGUUCUAGAUUAUCCUGAAUUUCGCCAUUUACAUCAUUUGAAGUUAAUUCUUCUAUGUUUUAACUCAAAUCUGCUGGGCCAUGUUCUUGAGCAAUGCCACAUGCUUCAAGUUCUCAUAAUUCAGAGCAACAAGGAGGAACCACCACCAUUGAGAACAUGGCAGCCGGAGUCAACAACAGUUUCUCAAUGUCUCAAAUCUCACUUGACAUAUAUUCAUUUAGAAGGGUAUCAAGGACUUGAAGAUGAGCUGACAUUUGCUGAAUAUAUUUUGCGGAACGGACUUUUUUUGAAGACAAUGCUUAUUUUUGUUGAUAUUUCAAUGGACAAAAAGGACAAGGACUGCUCUCUCAAAAGAUUAACUGACAUACCAAGGGGCUCUAUCAUGUGUCAACUUGAAUUUGACCCAGCUGUAUCUCCUUAA